Physeter macrocephalus (sperm whale) is the source of this 862-nucleotide messenger RNA. RefSeq lists its product as uncharacterized. The record is from RefSeq and is a predicted model, not a curated record. Bases 69 to 845 code for a protein of 258 amino acids. The transcript is spliced from 3 exons. NCBI's taxonomy places the organism in Eukaryota, Metazoa, Chordata, Mammalia, Artiodactyla, Physeteridae.
CCGUCCUGCAACCCGAAUACGGAAGCGAACUACCAGUGUUCCGAGGAUCUGUUGAGGGUACGCAGCCAAUGAUAUUCGCCAGCGCUCUCCAAACAGGUUCCUUCCCAAUACACCAUCUGAUGCAGACGAAGCAGUCCAACAUAACCAGUGCAGGAAAAAGCAACUCCACAAUUGCGAACCGCCAGAGUCGCCCUCUGCCCGCGCCAGUCUGGCUUCAGUCAGCGACAAAGCCGCAGAGUCUGCUUCAAGAGGAGCAGCACGACUUUUCCGGCGCGGCACCUGCUGCUCAGUAUUCAACUGCUGCUGCACCGAAAGGAAGCCAGCGAAGGUUGAAGCACCAGCACGCCACUACUGCCGCCGUCAGUCCAGCAGCAUGGCUUGAAGCGCAGCUGGUUGCGCCCUCUAAAAAACGUACGCGAGAGGAGGAAGUCACAGGUGUAUUGCAAAGGGCUCACCAACCAGAUGUCGCAUCCGACUCAAAGCAAACGAUUGAGCAGACAGAGCACCAAAGAUCUCUAGAAACUGGUCGCAGCACUCACCGGCAAAGCGGAAGCGGACUGCCACCGUUAGAGGCGCCCGAAGAAGACGACCUCAUGUGGAAUUUUGUAGUGGAUACUGUACUCGAUAACCGCUGCCUUCCCGAUUCCGUUUCAAGGGAGUUGGACUUUUCCCACUGGCAGAGACCACUCAUGGGCAUAUUGUACGUCAAAGCGGGUUUUCCGACCAUGUCCUCGGAGAAGAAACUCAACUACUACCCGGACUGCGUGAACGCCUUUUUCAAAGAUUCCUCUUCUGCCGGAGUAAGACAUCGCCUGGUGGGAACUGGUUGUAACGCGACUACGUAACGAAAUCUUCAAUCACA